AAGCCCCGAGUAGCGGCACACUCGCUUUAAUUAAGCUGAGGGCGAUUCUGGUUCGUUUCCGUAUGCGCAAGAUAAGACAAAUUAUUCAAAAUCAUUGUGCUGACUUAAGCUGUACCUAAGUUGUUCAGUAUAAAAGCAGCAGGAGAAAAUAUCUCGAGAGAUUCCGUCGCAGGCGAGGCAUCGUGAAGAUCACUGUAAUUCGCAAAAGAUAUUCAAAGGUGUUUUUUUUACACCGAAGAGGCGAGUAUUACUGCUAUUUCAAAGCAAACAACAGCUGACUUGUGCUGGGAAAUUUCGUUUUGCAAAAGCUUUGGUACGUGAAAACAACGAAGGCAUUUAUCCAUGACCCCAAAUCUUCAAGUGCUGCGCGAGUCUUAUAAACAGGGCUAAUGGCUUCGAAACUGCUAGGACUGUGUUCGGUGAUUCUGGCUGCGAUAGUAGUCAGCGCGGAGAUUGAAUACGGCUCAAGAGGCAAAAAAAACAUAGUGGAGUUGAAUUUUCUCCAAGAAAAGACCUAUCCGAAUCUUACAAGCAUCAUUAAAGCAGGGGGAUAUCGUGCCAUGGAAGAAUGUCGAAAAUUAUUCAAGAACGAUAUUUGGAAUUGUACCAUUGAUAACAGAGACAUGAUAAAGGAGUUGCCCAGUUUUGUCAAACCAACCAUUCCUUAUGCGACACGGGAGUUUGGGUUCAUAAUCGCCAUCAGUACAGCUGCUGUUAUAAAUGAGGUCGCCCAACAGUGCCAACGUAGCAGAAUACCCGGAUGUGGGUGCGAGCUGAAAACAGAAAACGAUGGCAACGAAGAAUUUCAAUGGAGCGGUUGUGGUGACAACGUCAAGUUUGGAGAGAAGGAGGCCAGGAGAUUUAUGAGCGUCUAUAGGAACGGAAACAAUGCGCGGAAGGCUUUUCAUUUUCACAACUCUGAAGUCGGAAGAAAGGUUGUUCGCUUGAGUCGAAAGAAAGUGUGCAAAUGCAAUGGACUUUCAGGAAGUUGUACGGCAAAGAUUUGUUGGAGGCAAAUGGAGGCCUUUGAAGUCAUUGGGGAAAAGUUGAAAUUAAAAUAUAAAAAUGCUUUGCGAGUGUGGUACGCAAAUAGCAAGCUUCAAGAGCGAGGCAAAAACAAAUUGUCAGCGAAAAAGAGAGAGAAAAAGCUGGUUUACCUCGAUCCUUCGCCAGAUUACUGCGUACCUAACAAAACGCUGGGCUCCCCAGGAAUGUUGGGAAGAAUAUGUCGCAGUGAUGGAGGCACCACCGUAAAGAAGUGUCACUCCCUCUGUAACGCUUGUAAAUUGAAAUAUCAAACAGUUCAGGUGGUUAAGGAAGAUAAAUGCCGCUGCAGGUUUGUGUGGUGUUGCAAUGUUGAAUGCGAUACUUGCAAAAGCAAAUAUCACAAAACCACCUGUGUCGCCUAAGACGGGCAUCUUAUGUCAGUUAUGUUAAACAUCAUGAAACGUCAUUUGACGUGACGAGACGCAGGGACUGAAACAAUGGCUGGAAUUGAGUGAGUCCCUAUAGGGAGAAGAGGAACUAAACAAACGAAAAAUGCUUAUACUGUAAUAUUAAAAAUACCUUGGAUUGCAUGCAUUCAAAUAGCAACUACAAAAGAAACAAACUGAAUUGAAAAGGCUGACACGUAUCUCUCACUUUAAGACUGCUUCUCUGAUAAAUAGUUCACUCAUUUCCUCUUAUAUCGCUAUUAUUUACAGUAUUUUUGGUUAAAAAAACAUCGGGAAUUGGAACGUUACGGGAUAAUAUGUAUAUGCACUAUGUCGAGUGUUAUCCCAGAUCCAUUCUUAAGGACUGGCAGGGUAAUGGGCUCCUGGGACUGGUUAGUCUUGUAAACACAUGUCCAGACGUCACGUCACUUUCAGGAAAAAGUGACGUUAUUAGUGAGUUUUUCUAUCAAUAUAUCACUUAUUUCGAAGCUCCAUGGCUUGUGGGCAGGUCCUCAUUAUCAGCGCUUGGGAACAAGCCUUCAAGUAUGAAGCAUUGAGCAAUGAGAGGUCUGCAAGAGAUCUGCAAGAGAUCUGGUGCUGAUAAUCAUUAGUGCCAGACCCCUACUCGUCUCAAAUCCUCCCGCGGGCGGAGAAACGUGCGUUUUGCAGCUGCACUGAUAACGAAGGCCUGCUCGCAGACUAGCGGCUUUGUACUGUUUGUAAUGAGAAAAAUAGGCGCAUGAAUAGUUAGGAAAGAGGGGAUUGAAAGAGUGAAGGACUGUUGAGCGUGAUUGAAAAGAGUAGGGCUUUUGGUGUUAUUAAGAAUACAUAGUUUAGGAACAUCGCUGGUGAUAUAGUGUGAGUACAUCCU
This is a messenger RNA of Stylophora pistillata, 2304 nucleotides long. RefSeq names its product protein Wnt-8b. Gene Ontology annotation, cellular component: extracellular region. NCBI's taxonomy places the organism in Eukaryota, Metazoa, Cnidaria, Anthozoa, Scleractinia, Pocilloporidae. Gene Ontology annotation, biological process: multicellular organism development; canonical Wnt signaling pathway; neuron differentiation. The record is from RefSeq and is a predicted model, not a curated record. Gene Ontology annotation, molecular function: cytokine activity; frizzled binding.